AUGGCCGCCUCCCUUGCGUCUCGUUACUUGUCAGUCCUCCUCCUCCUCCUCCUCCAGACCUCGUCAGACUCUCGUGCCCUCCAUGCCAUGCAGCGUCGCAGCCAAGACAGCCUCGCUCUGCUCAACCUUGUCAGCGCCUGCUCAGGACCUCUGCGACUGCGUGGAGGAGGGAAGGAGAACAAAGGAAAGGGGAGGGUAGAGCAGGAGCAGGAGCAGGAGCAGGAGCAGGAGCAGGAGCAGGAGAGAAAGAGGAAGAAGAAGGAGAAGAAGAGAGAGAAAGGCAAGGGAGAGAAGGGGGAGGGGGAUGGAGGGAUCGUGGAGAAGGAGGACGAUCACGACGUGGAGAGUUUGAAGGAGCCGUCAAAGAAGCGGAGGAAACAGCAAGAAUCAGUCGGCAAGGUGGAGCCAACGAGCCAGCUCAUGUGUGGGGCAAGUGACAACAGCGGAGGGGAGAAGGAAAGCAUCGUAGACGACGAGGCUGAUGAUGAUGAAGUUUGCUACACCAACUCGGAGAAGGAGGAAGAGUUUCAGCAUUUCAAGAGACAGCCGUUGGCUGACGAGAAUCUCACGAGGAGAUUGUUGAGUUUCGAUCUCAACGACUGA
Molecule: messenger RNA, 603 nt
Organism: Guillardia theta CCMP2712
Lineage: Eukaryota; Cryptophyceae; Pyrenomonadales; Geminigeraceae
Exons: 4
Coding region: 1-603 (200 amino acids)
Source: RefSeq, a predicted model, not a curated record